Messenger RNA from Nicotiana tabacum (common tobacco), 959 nucleotides. Lineage: Eukaryota; Viridiplantae; Streptophyta; Magnoliopsida; Solanales; Solanaceae. The record is from RefSeq and is a predicted model, not a curated record.
AAUUUUUUUUCACAGGGGUAAGACCCAAGAUGUAUUUAACUCUAUGGGAUCAAUGUAUGCUGCUGUUUUCUUUAUUGGUUUUCAAAAUACAGCAUCAGUUCUGCCUGUUGUAGCCGUUGAGCGUACAGUAUUUUACAGAGAAAGAGCUGCUGGAAUGUAUUCUGCCUUCCCCUAUGCCUUUGGACAAGUUUGCAUUGAAAUGCCGUAUGUCUUUGUGCAAGCUGUUUUCUAUGGCGUCAUUGUCUAUGCUAUGAUUGGAUUUGAAUGGACAGUAACCAAGUUCUUUUGGUACUUGUUCAUCACGUAUUUCACUCUCUUAUACUUCACCUUUUAUGGUUUGAUGAGCGUUGCUGUUACUCCAAAUCAACAUAUUGCACAAAUUGUCGCUAUCUUCUUCUUUGCCAUGUGGAAUCUUUUCUCAGGAUUCAUUGUUCCGCGACCUCAUAUGGCCAUAUGGUGGAGAUGGUACUAUUGGGCUUGUCCUGUUGCCUGGACUUUGUAUGGUUUGGUUGCAUCACAAUUUGGAGACCUCCAAAACAAAAUAACUGAUGAUGAAACAGUGGAACAAUUCUUUAGACGUUACUUCGGGUACAAGCAUGAUUUUCUUGGAGUAGUUGCAGUUGUGACUGUUGCAUAUGCUGUUGUUUUUGGCUUCACAUUUGCUUUGGCUAUUAAAGUAUUCAACUUCCAGAAAAAAUAGAAGAUUUUAUACCUGCUGAAGAUCUAUAUGAGGAAAUUGAAGAAGAGAUCGAUUAUAAAACUCGUGUAUACAGGUUACCACUUGAAGAAGUAUACAUAUAUAUGUUCUGUUAGUAUUGGAUCUAGUUACUAUCUUUCAGAUACUUGGCCAAUAUAUUUAUUUAGCCAUAUACUGAUUGAUUCACUUUCUUUCUAUUUCAAGACAUCAGUUGUAGUAACAAUUGUGAAGCACAUUUGAGUAAAGAGAAUUCUUCCUCAGA